AAAUGAGGCAGAGCAUGGGUGAUGGAGCUGCAGCUGGAUGUUGAAUCUUUGUGUCUCAGUCGGCAGAGAUGACCACUGUUUCCAUGGAGCCUGUUGGAGUCCUGGUGGACAGAGGCGCUAAUGCCACCGACGCCCCCCUCAGUGCAAAUGGGGUCACUGCAGCGACCUUCACCAUCGGCACCAUCCUGUCCAUCAUGUGCCUGGUCGGUAUCUUGGGGAACAUCUACACUCUGGUGGUCAUGUGCCACUCCAUGAGGAGCGCAGCCUCCAUGUACAUCUACAUCAUCAACUUAGCGUUAGCUGACCUGCUGUAUCUGCUGACCAUCCCCUUUGUGGUCUGCACACACUUCCGGGGAUGGUACUUUGGGAAUGCAGGGUGUAAGAUUUUGAUCAGUAUGGACUUCCUGACCAUGCACGCCAGUAUUUUUACGCUGACGAUCAUGAGCACAGAGCGCUACUUUGCCGUUCUUAAACCACUGGACACGGUCAAACGCUCCAAAAGUUACCGGAAGGCCAUAGCUGUGCUGGUCUGGGCUGCGUCUCUGAUCCUCACCUUACCCAUGGUUGUGAGCAUUCAGCUGAUGACGGUGGGCAAUAAGACCAUGUGUCAACCCACCCUGUCCCCACUCUUCUACAAAGUUUAUAUCUCCUCCCUGUUCUGCACAAGCAUCGUGGCUCCAGGACUGAUUAUUGGAUAUCUGUACGUCCAGCUGGCACGCACCUAUUGGGUUUCACAGACAGAGACCUUCAAACAAACCAAGAAACUGCCCAAUCAAAAGGUGCUCUACCUGAUCUUCACCAUUGUGCUCCUGUUCUGGGCCUGUUUCCUGCCCUUCUGGGUCUGGCAGCUGCUGACUCAGUUCCAUCCGUCCUUGUCUCUGUCCAACAAAGCCAAGCGGAACAUCAACUACCUGACCACGUGUCUGACCUACUCCAACAGCUGCAUCAACCCCUUCCUCUACACGCUUCUCACCAAGAACUACAAGGAGUACCUGAGGAAGCGCCGGCGGGUGUGGUCGGCCAGCAGCUACUUCAACAGGAGGAGUCCUUUUCAACGUUCGCCUCGCCGCUCGCCGUCCGCCAGCAGUCAGCAGUUUACGGAAAGUUUCAGCCUCACGCACACGGCGUCCGUACGAACGCACAACAGCAGUUUAUGAGAUCUGACUGAACCGAGGAAGAGGACAGAAGACAGGACAUGAAAGAAGAGAUCAUGAUGACGAGGACCAACACAGACCAGGGACCAGGAUGGACCGUCUAGUCUGUCAUUUAUGGUUUAAUAUUGUGG
Molecule: messenger RNA, 1285 nt
Organism: Sphaeramia orbicularis (orbiculate cardinalfish)
Lineage: Eukaryota; Metazoa; Chordata; Actinopteri; Kurtiformes; Apogonidae
Product: urotensin-2 receptor-like
Biological process (GO): regulation of blood pressure; blood vessel diameter maintenance; neuropeptide signaling pathway
Cellular component (GO): plasma membrane
Molecular function (GO): urotensin II receptor activity
Source: RefSeq, a predicted model, not a curated record